This is a messenger RNA of Euleptes europaea (tarantolino), 1041 nucleotides long. RefSeq lists its product as uncharacterized. NCBI's taxonomy places the organism in Eukaryota, Metazoa, Chordata, Lepidosauria, Squamata, Sphaerodactylidae. The record is from RefSeq and is a predicted model, not a curated record. The annotation marks the transcript as partial. The transcript has a single exon. Gene Ontology annotation, molecular function: nucleic acid binding. Gene Ontology annotation, biological process: DNA integration.
GCUGCUGUCGAGGAGUGGGUGAGCCAUUGCCAACCCUGCCAGGAGUCACGCCCGGAGAUGCCACGGGCCCCGACCCAGCGCUGGGAGUCUACCCACACACCCUGGUCCCGCAUCCACAUAGGCUUUGCAGGGCUGCUCCAGGGUAAGACAUUCUUGAUUAUCGUGGACUCCUACUCCAAGUGGCUGGAGGUGGUUGACAUCGGUUCCAUGACCUUGAGUGUGGUCAUCCGUGAGCUGCGCAAGGUCUUCGCAACCCACGGCUUGCCCGACACCGUGGUCUCCGACAAUGGGGCCCAAUUUACGUCCUCCGAAUUCAAAGACUUCCUGGCCAAGAAUUUGAUCCGCCACACAACCUCAGCCCCAUUCCACCCCGCCACCAAUGGGCAGGCGGAACGGAUGGUCCGAAAGACAAAGGAUGCGUUAUGGCCCAUUGACCGCCAUGACUGGGACAGGGGGCUAGUGGACUUCCUCUUAGCUCAGCACACCACACCCAACUCCACGACCGGCAACAGCCCUGCAGAACUCCUCAUGGGUCGGCGGCCGAAAACGCUGCUCGACUGGCUGCACCCUGACCUGGCGCCUGAGUACCCGGGCCACAAGGACUCAACCGCCACACUGAGGGUCAUUGAGCAGGACGACCCUGUGCUCGCUCGGAACUACGGAGCGGGCCCCGCCUGGAUCCCAGCCACGGUCCAGGACACCACCGGCCUGGUCCAGGACACCACCGGCCCGGUAGCCACCCCGGAGGGGCGCGUUCUGCGGUGCCACAUCGAUCAGCUACGCCGCCACCCUGCCAACUUGCCAGAAGCAGCCACGGUUCCAGCGCUGCUGCCGACCCCCGUCACCAGAGAGCUGGAACAGCCGGAGCGCCCAGAGCCACCGUUGCCGCUGCCUGUGACGGAUAACACCGACGACCCAGCCACCGAGGGUGAGAUUGAUCCGGCGCCAACGGACCGUCCAACGGUCCCCGUCCCGGCACCGCGCCGUUCCCAGCGGAAUCGCUCAUGGCCGAGCUACCUCCAAGACUUUGUGUGCUCCUAG